Penicilliopsis zonata CBS 506.65 is the source of this 1027-nucleotide messenger RNA. RefSeq lists its product as hypothetical. NCBI's taxonomy places the organism in Eukaryota, Fungi, Ascomycota, Eurotiomycetes, Eurotiales, Aspergillaceae. The transcript has a single exon. Bases 280 to 909 code for a protein of 209 amino acids. The record is from RefSeq and is a predicted model, not a curated record.
AUGAUAUAUGAGUUAGAGGCCAACAACUUGUCCUCGAACAAUGGAAUUGUCAAUCGGCAGGAUAAAGGACGAUUCAAUGAUUUUCAAACAAACAAGGUCAUGGACUCCCGAAAGGUAUAAAUAACCCUUGCUAAGCUCCAGCUUCUUGAUGCCCUUUUCUUCUCCAUACCUCUCGACGGCUCUGCACCUCGACAAUUUCCCAGAAAAGGGCAUACCGACAUCCAACACAUCUGACUUGCGCUGGACUCACAAUCUCUCAAUACCCCCCAAGCUAGCACAAUGAUCCCCCGUCUCUUUGGCAAGGCCGGUGCCCAGGGCAAGGCAUCUCGUCCGCCUACGUCGGUGCCUGCAGCAGGUGCAGCACCCACAGAGUUCGGCCUCUCCCGAGCCUCAACGGCCGACUCUGUAUCAUCUACUAACUCUAUCCGGCGCUCUGGUGCAAUCCGUCGACAGACAAACCCCUUGGCACAGCGUCGCCAGCUCCCCUCCCCCUCCUGGAACGAGCUGGCAGAUCCCGAAGACAAGACCAACGAGGGUAUCUCGCAGGACACGGCACAUGCUAGAGUGCGCCAGUGGCCCUUCCACGCGGACGGCAACAACAACCAAGGGGUCGCAGGCUUGCACACGCUGCCGGACACCAUCCGGGCGAAACUGGCCAACGGGGUGACCCUGUGCGAGCUGGGGGUCUUCCUCGAGACCGUCCUGUACGGCCGCGAUGCGCUUCUCGACGGAUAUGUCACGGCGUUAAUCGACAACGGCGUCGAAUACUACUGGGUCGCAGAGUGUUUCAUCGCUCACCUCAAGGCUGGCUACGGUAUCGCCCGUCUCACCGAGGGCCUGCCUGAACUUCGCCGCGGAAACACGUUGAUGACUCCACGACAAGGCUCGACGCCUGGACGACCUGUCUAGAAAGCGUGGUUUACCUUGGUUCUACGCCAGAUGGAGGAUCAAUUUUCUUUUUCUUUUUUCAGUACUAAACGUCAAGUUGAGUAUUAGGUAUCUUUUUAUUUUCUUUUCUCCCCCUCUU